Molecule: messenger RNA, 1232 nt
Organism: Podarcis raffonei (Aeolian wall lizard)
Lineage: Eukaryota; Metazoa; Chordata; Lepidosauria; Squamata; Lacertidae
Gene: FDX2
Product: ferredoxin 2
Exons: 5
Coding region: 68-574 (168 amino acids)
Biological process (GO): positive regulation of oxidoreductase activity; P450-containing electron transport chain
Cellular component (GO): mitochondrion
Molecular function (GO): 2 iron, 2 sulfur cluster binding
Source: RefSeq, a predicted model, not a curated record
CCCUUCCCCUCCGUUUCCACGGAAACAGCCGCCGCCCUCUGACCCCGGCGGUCACGUGGCGCCUGUCAUGGCGGCCUCCUGGGCCGCGAAGGGCGGCGCUGGCGUCUCCCGGUGCCCGGGGCGCCGUCGGGUCCUGGCGGCGGCGGCCGGCCGGCUCCUGCCCCGGGGCUUCCGCACUGCAGUGACCUUUCAAGCAGAAGAGGAGAACUCUGCCGCAGAAGUAGUGAAUGUGGUGUUUAUAGAUCGGUCUGGGCAAAGGAUCCCAGUGCAAGGCAGAAUUGGGGAUGAUGUGCUGCGCUUGGCUCAGAAACAUGGCAUUGAGCUAGAAGGUGCCUGUGAAGCUUCCCUAGCCUGUUCCACUUGUCAUGUCUAUGUGAGCCAUGAUGUUGUAGACAAGCUCCCCCAGCCUGAUGAACGGGAGGAAGAUAUGUUAGACAUGGCACCACUGCUUCAGGAGAACUCUCGCCUUGGCUGCCAGAUUAUCCUCGACAAAGAAUUGGAAGGAGCAGAGUUCACCCUCCCCAAGAUUACUAGGAACUUUUAUGUGGAUGGCCAUGUCCCCAAACCCCACUGAGUGCCAUGGAGCCAAAGGCUGGACCAAUCUCCAAAGCGAGGCUGAUCUCUUAAGCAACCGUCAGAGAGCAAGACAGCGAUGCGGUCAAAGCACGCAUGAUGCUUUAAAAAAUAAAAUUGUGUUCUAUGAACAAAAGACUGAUGCAAAGAAAAGAAAUGUGUCUCUUCCAGAGAGCAUUCUGAGUAAGGUCAGAGCUUUCUGCCUCUCUGAGUCUCCCUUAAGCUAUUGCUUAACUGCAUUCAUAGCUUGAGAAGGAUGUUGGGAGAUGUACCUCCCCCAGCCUAGAAGCACUUUCCCAAGUCCUGUGGGAAAUGUUUCAAGGGGAGAAGAGGCUCCUGCACAUUAGCACCACUAUUUUAAGGUGGACACAGCAAGUACUGGCUUCAUGGAAGGAAAGCGAGGGAUGAGGGGAGUGGGUUACCCUCCACAAACACUUUGGUUGUGUUCUUUCUAUCUGUUUCUGUGUUUACUCUUGCUGCGCAAGCAAGUGCAUUAAUUUUCAUCGGGGACUUCUUGUCUCUCACCUGCCAUUUGACUGCUGAGAAGAUCGGUCGGCAACAUCAUUUAUAGCACCAAAUAAGCUGAGAGGAGGAAGGCACUUGCCCCACACCUUCUCUGGUUUUUAUCAGUAAAAAAAUAAAAGCAGCCUAUUACUGUU